AUGAUUCGCUACGAACGUGAUCCUGACACACGUCUGGCUCCAAAAGAGUACAAAGCACUUCAUCCAUUUGGAACAGCUCCCGUCAUCAUCGAUGGUGAUGUGGUAUUGGCAGAGUCCGGCGCAAUUAUCGACUACAUUAUUUCAAAAUAUGGUGGCGGUCGUUUCACCUUGAAAGCCAAUGACCCAAACUUCAGCAACUAUUUAUUCUGGUAUCAUUUCGCCAAUGGUUCAAUGAUGCCAGCCAUGUCAAAUAAUUUCGUCGUCAAUUGCAUAAGUAGUGGAACACGAGCAGAAGCCAUCCAAUAG
This is a messenger RNA of Rotaria sp. Silwood2, 306 nucleotides long. The record is from the annotation of a GenBank genome assembly. NCBI's taxonomy places the organism in Eukaryota, Metazoa, Rotifera, Eurotatoria, Philodinida, Philodinidae.